UUGCGGCCGCCGGAGGAGCCGGAGUGAAUGAGGGCGAGGCCCCGCCCGCGGGACGUUGCUACAUUGUAACUUCCCCCCCCCCGUCGGCUCCCACGGCUGAGCGCGGCGGCGGCGGCCGGUUCGGCGGGUCCGGCCCUGAGCGCGGGGGGAGCGCAGCGUCCUCCCCGCCCCUCGCCGCGGCCUCGGGCCCGCACCCCGCCCCCUGAAACCCCGCACACGGCGAGCGGCGAGCAGAAAGAAAGGAGGCAGCGGGCAAGGGCAGGCAGCGCCGCUUCCACCGCAACACCGCCACCACCACCCCCCCCGCAGGCAGCGCCGCGGCCCCGCCGGAGCGGGAGGAACCGGGGGGGCUUUUUAAAAGAUUUUUUUUUUUUUUAAAUUUUUUUUUUAAAUUUUUAAACAUUUUUUAUUGUUUUCCGGCGCCGCGGAGGGUCCGGCCGCUGCCAGCCCGCUCCGGGGAGCGCCCCGGCCCCCACACCCCCUCCCGCUCUAUCCUCGGAGGACUCAAAGCGCAGCCGGAGUUCCCGUCGGCGGAUGGACCCGCAGCCCGGCGCCAGGAGCUGCAGCCGCGGGGCCCCCGCCUGCGAGGUGGUCCCGAACGAGCCCCCCAUGAACCUCUACAUCAACACCACCACCGGGACCCGCUAUGAGCUCUCCGUGCCCGCCGAGGAGACAGUGGAGGGGCUGAAGAGGCGCCUGUCCCAGCGGCUCAAGGUGCCCAAGGAGCGGCUGGCUCUGCUGCACAAAGAGAGCCGACUCAGUUCUGGAAAACUGCAGGAUCUGGGGGUCGUGGAAGGAAGCAAGCUGACGCUGGUGCCCACCGUGGAGGCCGGCUUGAUGUCCCAGGCAUCCAGGCCAGAACAGUCGGUGAUGCAAGCCCUGGAAAGCUUAACUGAAACUCAGGUCAAUGACUUCUUGUCAGGCCGGUCCCCGCUGACCCUGGCCCUGCGCGUGGGUGACCACAUGAUGUUCGUGCAGCUCCAGUUGGCAGCUCAGCAGAGCAGCGGGCAGCUCCAGCACCGGCACGUCAUCGCCAGCCGGGGCGAGCCAGGGGCCACCGCCAGCCCGCACUGCCGGACACUGCACGGUGGCACCGGCUCUGGCUUCACCCGCAUCCCCGUGGUGCCCGCAUCGUGCCAGCAGAGCCCAGCCCCCAGCCCCGCGCCCGCCGCGCCGGCCCCCUCCAUGUACUGUAACACCCCCCACCCCGCGCCCAUCACCGCCGGGAUGUUCCGGUCGCACGGGGCCAGCACGCAGACGGUGAACAGCAGCGUGGUCUCCUCCUGCUCAGAGGUGGACUGCGGCACCCGCAGCAGCAGCUCCCCGGGCAGCAGCCCUGCGCCCGCAGCCCGAUCCCGCAAACCCGGUGCCGUCAUCGAGAGCUUCGUCAACCACGCGCCUGGGGUCUUCUCAGGGACCUUCUCCGGCACUUUGCACCCCAACUGCCAGGACAGCAGCGGGCGGCCGCGGCGGGACAUCGGCACCAUCCUGCAGAUCCUGAACGACCUCCUCAGCGCCACGCGACACUACCAGGGCAUGCCCCAGUCCCUGACACAGCUCCGCUGCCAGACGCAGUUCUCCUCCUCCUCCUCCUCGCCACCCGCCUCCCCGGACCUCGCCACCAAAACUACCUCAGAGCCGCUGCCGGCGGCCGCAGCAUCCCCACCCCUGCACCCCGUCGUCCAGUGCCAAAGCCAGAUCCGGAUGUGCAAGCCCAGCGGGGACCGCUUGCGGCAGACGGAGAACCGGGCGACGCGCUGCAAGGUGGAGCGGCUGCAGCUGCUGAUGCAGCAGAAGCGGCUGCGCAGGAAGGCGCGCCGGGACGCGCGGGCCCCCUACCACUGGCUGCCCAACCGCAAGUCCAGCCGCACCAACAGCAACAGCAGCGUCUCCAGCGAGGGCAGCCUGGACCUGGACUUCGAGGACUCGGUGUGGAAGCCGGAGGUCAAGGCAGACAUGAAAUCCGAGUUUGUCGUAGCAUAGAGCCGUACCCCGGGGGGGGCCCCGGGGCCACGGACUCUGCCGGGGGGGGGGCUCACGCUGCCCCGGCUGGCGGUGGUGUCAUUUCUGUUGUCAUGGGCCAGAUCUCCUCUAGAUUUGCCAUCUCCUGCGACCGGAUGCCUCGGGGCCGACCCUGCCCGUGCCAGGGAAGCGUUUCAUUGUUGGCGGGGGGGGGGGUGUCUAGGGCAGCCUCACCCCCUGGCUUGGCUGGGGUUGGAGAGAUGGGGGGGUGCAGGCAGGAGCUGCUGCCCCAUCCCGUAUCCUCCCUGGCUGGGAGCAGGGGGUCCCGGCACCCGGGGGGGGGGUCCUUGGGGGAUAUCAAAGCUGCUGCUUUGCUGUGAAGAGGGACGCAGCGGGGUGGGCUCCGGCCCCCCAGCGUGUCCCCCUGCCCCUGGUGCAGGCAGGAGGAGAUGAAGUCUCUCUCGGAGGUGCUGGGGCCCCCCCGGGUUUGGGGGCCGUUUGUUUUCCUUCCCUUCUAUAUGUAGCAUUGCUCGGCUGCGGGGCUGGGCCCCCCCUGGGCCGCUGGGGGGGACGGGACACACGCGUGUGCCUGGGCGCUGCCAGCCCUGUGCCGCAGCCCGGGGGGGGGGGGGGAGGGCCGGGCCGGGGGGGGGAUCGAGGGUGGGCUUUGUUUUGGGGUGGGUUUUCACUUUGUUUUCGGAGGGGGAAGAAGCGGCGCUUCCCUCCGCGGCCGAGACCAACUCCCGAGGCGCUGGGCUCGUCCCACGGCCUCUGCGCUGGUUGGAUUUGGGUUUUUUAACUUAAAAAGAGAAGAAAACAGAUGUAAAAGUAAGGACUAAGCAAGCCCAGCGCUCGGGGCUGAUAUUUAUAGACAUUACUUACCCGACUGAGCCAAUACUGACAUAGUCUUGCAUAGGCCGUAGAAAUCCUUUUUCUUGUCCAAGUUUGAUUUUUAUUUUUUUUUUUCCUCGUCAGGAGAUCUGUGCAAAUAGAGAACCCACGUGAUGUGUUUUUUGUCUGUAAAA
Molecule: messenger RNA, 2987 nt
Organism: Strigops habroptila (Kakapo)
Lineage: Eukaryota; Metazoa; Chordata; Aves; Psittaciformes; Psittacidae
Gene: MIDN
Product: midnolin
Exons: 8
Coding region: 535-1983 (482 amino acids)
Cellular component (GO): nucleus
Molecular function (GO): protein binding
Source: RefSeq, a predicted model, not a curated record